AUGCGGGCAAGAGCAGAGCACGCUGCUGAAUCGGAUCAUCGGGCACCCCUGUUCCGAUCCGAUUCAGCAGUGUGCUCUUUCUUCCCUCGCAUCCCUCGCAUCCCUCACAUACCCCAAUCCCCCAAUCCCUCACAUCCCCCAAACCUCAGGCUACGUGGCGUUGAUGGGGCAGCCCAAUCCGCGCUAGGCACGCUGCUGAACCGCCUCAUCAGGCAAAGGCUGUCUUUCCUUUUCCAAGCUGCCUCUUCCCUUUCCUCAUAUCCCCUAAUCCACGUGCUUCUCAGGCUACGUUACGUGGCGCUGAUAGGGCAGCCCAACGCGGGCAAGAGCACGCUGCUGAACCGCCUCAUCGGGCAGAAGCUGCCUUCCUGCUCCCACUCGCCUCCCCUUCCGCCUCACCUCUCUUCACCUCGCUCAUUACCUCUCCUCACGCCUCCUCACCGUUACGUGGCGUUGAUAGGGCAGCCCAACGCGGGCAAGAGCACGCUGCUGAACCGACUCAUCGGGCAGAAGCUGUCGAUCGUCACACUUGCCUCCCCCUUCCCUCACCCCUCCUCACCGCUCUUCACCCCCCCAGGCUACGUGGCCCUUAUAGGGCAGCCCAACGCGGGCAAGAGCACGCUGCUGAACCGACUCAUCGGGCAGAAGCUGUCGAUCGUCACACUUGCCUCCCCCUUCCCUCACCCCUCCUCACCGCUCUUCACCCCCCCAGGCUACGUGGCCCUUAUAGGGCAGCCCAACGCGGGCAAGAGCACGCUGCUGAACCGACUCAUCGGGCAGAAGCUGUCGAUCGUCACACUUGCCUCCCCCUUCCCUCACCCCUCCUCACCGCUCUUCACCCCCCCAGGCUACGUGGCCCUUAUAGGGCAGCCCAACGCGGGCAAGAGCACGCUGCUGAACCGACUCAUCGGGCAGAAGCUGUCGAUCGUCACACUUGCCUCCCCCUUCCCUCACCCCUCCUCACCGCUCUUCACCCCCCCAGGCUACGUGGCCCUUAUAGGCCAGCCGAACGCAGGCAAGAGCACGCUGCUGAACCGACUCAUCGGGCAGAAGCUGUCGAUCGUCACUCAGAAGCCGCAGACCACCCGCCACCGCAUCCUGGGCCUCGUCUCCGCGCCCGCCUACCAGGUGAGGGGGGUUGUGUGUAGUAAGGCAUGUGAUGUGGGAUGGGAUGGGGGAGGCAAGGGGGGCCCCACACACAGGAAGCCUCAGAAGCCGCAGACCACCCGGCACCGCAUCCUGGGCCUCGUCUCCGCGCCCGCCUACCAGGUGAGGGGGGUUGUGUGUAGUAAGGCAUGUGAUGUGGGAUGGGAUGGGGGAGGCAAGGGGGGCCCCACACACAGGAAGCCUCAGAAGCCGCAGACCACCCGGCACCGCAUCCUGGGCCUCGUCUCCGCGCCCGCCUACCAGGUGCGUGGGGGAGGUGAGGGGUGCAUGUGGUGGGUGGGUGGGCUGAUGGUGGGGACGUGGGGUCACACAGAAGCCACAGAAGCCGCAGACCACCCGGCACCGCAUCCUGGGACUCGUCUCUGCCCCUGCGUACCAGGUGGGUGGGGAGGAGAGGGGCUGUGGACCUCCGCCUUGUUUUCACACGCCGUCGCCUUUUGUCUAUCCGUCCGUCCCCCCCUCUUCUUUCUUCUGCAGAUCAUUCUGUACGACACGCCCGGGAUCAUUCUGUACGACACGCCCGGCGUGCUCUCCAAGUCAAUGCACAAGCUGGACGAGCUCAUGAUGCAGGCGGUGCGCACUGCUACAGUCAACGCCGACGCUGUUGUCCUCGUUAUAGACAUCACCCAGGCGCCCCAAGAGGUAUCAAAGCUGCUACUAGAGGGGAUGGAGAGUGCAGUGGUGCAAAAGAAGCCGACGCUCAUAGUGCUGAACAAGAAGGACUCGCUGAAGCCGGGGGAAGUUGCCAAGAAGCUCAAGUGGUACCAAGACGCUGUAGCAGCAGAUGGGAACACGGUGAUCACUCUGAGUGCCAAGAGGGGCGAAGGGGUGGAUGGGCUACUGGCGUGGAUGCUGGAUAACAUUCCGCAAGGCCCCGCCUACUACCCCAAGGACGUGGUGAGCGAGCUACCAGAGCGGUUCUUCGUGGCGGAGAUAGUGAGGGAGAAGAUUCUGCUGCAGUACUCACAGGAAGUGCCGUACGCCUGCCAGGUGACAGUGAGGGCGUUCAGGGAGAGGGAGAAGGCAAAGGACUACAUCAGCCUUGACAUCAUGGUGGAGCGGGACAGCCAGAAGGCCAUCCUGCUGGGGAAGGAGGGCAAGCAGCUCAAGGCGCUGGCAACGGCAGCUCGGAUGGACAUAGAGGAGUUUCUGGGGCGAGAGGUGUUCCUGGAG
This is a messenger RNA of Closterium sp. Naga37s-1, 2340 nucleotides long. The record is from the annotation of a GenBank genome assembly. Lineage: Eukaryota; Viridiplantae; Streptophyta; Zygnematophyceae; Desmidiales; Closteriaceae.